Molecule: messenger RNA, 747 nt
Organism: Penicillium soppii
Lineage: Eukaryota; Fungi; Ascomycota; Eurotiomycetes; Eurotiales; Aspergillaceae
Exons: 1
Coding region: 1-747 (248 amino acids)
Source: RefSeq, a predicted model, not a curated record
AUGUUGACAAUCCCACUAACCCUCGAUUCUGAGACGAUCCCAGCAGAGGAACCACGUAUGCCACCGAUUCUUGCUUACAAAGGUACUAACUGGAAUCUCUGGAUCGAGAGCAUCGAACAGCAUGCACGAUGGAGAGGUGUAUGGCCGUACUGCAACCCCAGCCUUGCAGAUCAGGUUUACCCUGAGAUAGAGGAGCCCAGACUACCGCCCACACUCCAAGCGCGCCCCGGGGCAGCAGAUUGGAAGGACUUCGGAGCCGAGCACUUCGCUGAACUUUCUAUGUGCCUGGAGAGGUAUCACCAGGAAUAUCGUUGUUGGGCGACGAUCCAGGUUGGUCUUCGGGAGAUGUCGAACCUCAUCCGAUCCCAUAUCGACUGUUACCUGCAGUAUAUGAUUCAGGAGUAUCCUCCGGGAGAAGAGCCAGAUGCCUCGAUUCACCCGAGAGAACUGCUGGCUUCCCUGAUUGACAUGCGUCGGUCCUCUUGUAUACAAGACUUGGAGCCGGUGUGGGACAAGGUUUUGACGCUAGCUAGCAACCCGGCCUUGCAUGAGUUUUUCGAAACGUGGGGAAUCUUUAUUGAGAGAUGUUCUGAGUUUGUGAGUGAUGAGAUCGAUUGGAAUGAUGAUGUGCUUCGUGAUGUUUUAAGGAAAACAGCGGGUCGACGAUGGUGUCGCAUGUCUCUUAGCGAGCAGCCCUGGUUCAAGGAAUGUCAGUUCCCACAUUUCUCUGAGCAAGAAGAAGAAUAA